AUGACCAUGUCGGAAAUCAAGGCGGCGCUAGUGGAAAGGUCGCUGACUGCGAGGUGGCUUUCAAGGUCCGACGCCUCCGACUUGAAAGAAGCCGAGGAUGCACUGAUAGCGUCAUGGACAGACGCCGGAUAUGACAUGGACGUUCACGAGUCGCAAAUCAUUGAGGAUUUCGCCAGCAUGAAGCAGGUUGAACCGUCGAUCGGGACGCAAAUACUUGUGUAUCGGGAUACGAGCUCCUCGGCUGACAACGAGCCGAUCGUAGCCGUGGGGAUCCUCGCUCCACACAAACUUUCACCUACAAGAGCCGAUUACCUGAAAUCCAGACCUGCGCCCGAGUAUGCUGCUUACCCAGGAACGAUGUGUCUUGAUUGGCUGGGCGUCAAGAGCGAGUACCGGAAUCGCAAGGAUCAUAUUGGCUCACUGAUGCUUCAGCAUCUGAUCAGCGAGAGUCAUCAUGCAGGGUAUGACUUUCGGUGUGAGACGGUCGAGGGGGCUGAUCGAACAUAUUACACUGGACGUCAUGGACUCUCACACGUGGACUCAGACAGCUCAGACACGGGCCACCCAGUGUUUUACGCCCUCCGUCCUCCAUGCUGUGCGACGGCGAGCAUGGCUCCGAAAAGCGGAACCUUUGGUCACGCACAUACUGAUACCGGCUAG
Molecule: messenger RNA, 660 nt
Organism: Dioszegia hungarica
Lineage: Eukaryota; Fungi; Basidiomycota; Tremellomycetes; Tremellales; Bulleribasidiaceae
Exons: 5
Coding region: 1-660 (219 amino acids)
Source: RefSeq, a predicted model, not a curated record